UUCAUAGUUACAUAUAUAAGCAAAAUUUUUGGAUGAAGAAACAUUCCCAGUGUCACAGCUAAGGAAACAACAUGAUCGGAAAGUUCACCCUCCUUGUCUGCCUGUUCGGCCUCGCCAGCGCUGGAAGCCUUUACGGCGGCGGGCUUGGCUACAGCUCCCUCGGUUACGGAUCCCUUGGCUACGGCAGCGGUUACGGCUACGGUGGCUACGGCUACGGACAUGACAUCGGCUACUCCGCCCCCAUCGUAGCCAAGACAGUAGUCGCCCCUGUAGUCAAGACCAUUGCGCCCAUCUCCUACGCUCCCGCCAUCUCUCAUGUCUCUCAGUACAGCUACCACGGAUCUCCCGUCAUUAAGUCUUACGCCCCGUUGGGUUACUCUUCGUACGGACUUGGACACGGCUAUGGUAUUGGACACUCUGCGUACGCCCCUCUUUCUUAUGGUGGAUACGGACAUGGAUACAGCCACGGUGGUUACGGAUACGGCGGUUACGGAUGGUAAAUUUUAGUAUAAUUGUAAAUUAUUUAUGUAAGAAUAAUAAAUGAAUUAUCUACAUCAAUAAUGAUUCUUUU
Messenger RNA from Leguminivora glycinivorella, 571 nucleotides. It is a transcript of the gene CPG22, whose product is annotated as cuticle protein 64-like. The transcript has 2 exons. The record is from RefSeq and is a predicted model, not a curated record. The coding region runs from base 72 to 500 and encodes 142 amino acids. NCBI's taxonomy places the organism in Eukaryota, Metazoa, Arthropoda, Insecta, Lepidoptera, Tortricidae.